CAUCAUGCAAAAUUGUUGAGUGCACAUCACACUAGCUGCACUUUUUCCCCUGAAGGAAGGAAGACUCCUUGAUGGGCCUGGAGGUAGUCUGCAUGCUGUUUCUUUAACUCUUCUGUCAAUGGGACUGCAUCUGGGGCCAGAGUAUUUUCCAGGACUCCCAGCAGCUCUGAUACCAUUUCAGUGGCACGUCUCAGCCUGAAACACUUCACUGCCAGCGCUCCCUGUGCAAGUCUGGGCUGGAUUCAGAGUGCCUGACCCCACCGUCCAGGAGAAAUGGCCACAGAGAAGUCAGUGACUCCUACUGAGGAGCAGCUGGAGAUCCUGGAGUACAAUUUUUGCAAGGUGAACAAGCAUCCUGAUCCCACCACGCUGUGCCUCAUUGCAGCUGAGACCGGGCUUUCCGAAGAGCAGACCCUGAAAUGGUUCAAGCAGCGCCUGGCAGAGUGGAGAAAGUCUGAAGGGCUGCCCUCAGAAUGUGGGUCUGUCAGGGACUAGAGGAUGCUGCUCCUGGCCCCAUCCCUGCUGUAAACAAUGGUGAAGAUCUCUAGAGUGGGUUUACUUGGUUCUCCUGUCACAAAAGGUUCUGAGAUACAAAGUAAUACGCUGAUAUUUAACACAAUUUUUAUUUAUAGAAGAUUAUAUAUAUAUAUAAUAUGUAUGUAUAUGUGUAUACAGCUUCUGAUGGCUGCAUUACCUGUCUAGCAAUUCCCAUUAACAGCAACUGCCCAGGUCAGAAAAUCUCAUGCCCUUGUCCCAGGCCCAUGGAAAAGCUGCCAUGAAAGGUUCAAGCACAGGACAGAGGAAUAGAGAUUUCUUUUCCUUAUGAUCCCAAGAGGCAAAGUAUGCAUGCUAGCUUUAGUAUACAGAGCAUCCAGAGAGGAGAGCAAUUGGAAAACCCGAUGUCUUGUUCAUGUGGUCUUGGUUAGUUUAAGGUGCACAAGCCAGCUCUGGAUAUUGACAAGCCAAGUGCCUGCAUCAUGAACAGACUGAGCCAAGAUCCCUUGAAUGUAUGUCUCACAUUUCUGUUAAAAGUCACCAAAGGGAGAGAACUGGUCUUUUCUUUGUCCGAAGUGUAAAUAAAAAACAAACAUUUUUGGUGA
This is a messenger RNA of Numida meleagris (helmeted guineafowl), 1100 nucleotides long. It is a transcript of the gene HOPX, whose product is annotated as HOP homeobox. Gene Ontology annotation, cellular component: nucleus. The transcript has 4 exons. NCBI's taxonomy places the organism in Eukaryota, Metazoa, Chordata, Aves, Galliformes, Numididae. The record is from RefSeq and is a predicted model, not a curated record. The coding region runs from base 274 to 495 and encodes 73 amino acids. Gene Ontology annotation, molecular function: DNA binding. Gene Ontology annotation, biological process: regulation of transcription by RNA polymerase II; cell differentiation.